Messenger RNA from Zingiber officinale, 747 nucleotides. RefSeq lists its product as uncharacterized. NCBI's taxonomy places the organism in Eukaryota, Viridiplantae, Streptophyta, Magnoliopsida, Zingiberales, Zingiberaceae. The transcript is spliced from 3 exons. The record is from RefSeq and is a predicted model, not a curated record. Bases 1 to 747 code for a protein of 248 amino acids. Gene Ontology annotation, molecular function: DNA binding.
AUGGGUAGCCAACUUGGGAUGCCUUAUCCUUACGGGGUUUCUCCUAAUCAACCACCUGUCAUACUUUCGAAUGAAUCUAGAAGGGCGACUAUUGAUCCAUCUAUCAGCGACAAAGAAUCUCUAACGCCAUCAUCUGUUCCAGCAACUCAGGUGCCACCGCACUCAUCACAAGAAGAGCGUGAAGUUGAGCUGGAGGAAAAUGAAUCGAAAAGAAGAUUUUGGUCUCCCGAUGAAGAUGUGAAGGAUCAAGCUUUUUGGAAAUGUAUUGCUGAUUACUACAACAAACAUCGCCCCACUGGAUCUAUGACGAGAAGUUAUCAGCGUCUGAAAUCACAUUAUUACAGGGUUCUCAAAGACUACGAGAAAUAUACUCCACAAUCAGUUGCUUAUUACUCUAACAAGAAGGCAAGGACAUCCGAGUCAGGAGGAAACACUUCAACAUCAAAUCCAGAUACAAUUGUUGAUUUAGAUGACUCUGAAGUCCGCAUUCGUCCGAUAGGGCAAAAGGCAGCGAAGAGGAAGGGCAAAUCUAAAGCCAGAGAGGGCGACACAAUGGAACAUAACAUCGACAAAGAAUGCCAAGAUAUUAAAGAAUAUCAAAUGCAAAAAAUGGCUCUGCGGGAAGCCGAAAUCUUUCAUAAGGAUUAUGAAAUUCUUAUGAAGGAUACCAGUGAGAUGACACCAGGACAACUUUAUUUACGUGAGAAAAUGGUAGAAAAAAUUAAACAAAGACAUGGCCUGGUGUAG